Molecule: messenger RNA, 2102 nt
Organism: Fukomys damarensis (Damara mole-rat)
Lineage: Eukaryota; Metazoa; Chordata; Mammalia; Rodentia; Bathyergidae
Gene: Foxr1
Product: forkhead box R1
Exons: 8
Coding region: 683-1543 (286 amino acids)
Biological process (GO): regulation of DNA-templated transcription
Cellular component (GO): nucleus
Molecular function (GO): sequence-specific double-stranded DNA binding; DNA-binding transcription factor activity
Source: RefSeq, a predicted model, not a curated record
CUUUGGUACAAGCCCCAUUCAUAGUAGGUCCAGGAAGCAAGGUCUGUAAGGGUGAGUGGUGGCUGGGUGGUAAGGGAUCGAAGAAAAUGUGUUCCACAGUGAAGUUCAGGAAUGUUCAGUAUGUCCUGUGGAGCGCUCUCCUGGGCGGGGCUCUGACUCAUUCCUCCAGCAUAGGUUCCAGGUCAGGACGUCGAGACGGAGCUCUGGGCAGCUAGGAGUUCUGGGUGGGACCCUGGAGAGAGAGCGGAGGAACGAAGAGAGAGGCGAGCGGCCCUUUGCGGGAAUAGAGCGGCUCCCUCUACUGGCAAACUCGGAGAGGCACCGUGUGUUUCCGGGUAUCUGUGUGUCACUGUGUCACAGGGCUGUCACAGGUGUGUCAGCCGGCGUCAGGGUCAGCGUUUGUCGGUGGACGUGCUGGCGUGGGUACGGUGUGUGAAGAUGGCUGAUUGUGUCUCACUGUGGGUGUGCCAGCUCCACGCUGGGCUUUUUCUGGAAACACAAACGAACAGAUCUUCCUCCUGGCGCUCUUCACCAGCUCGUGCCCUAGCCGGAGAAGAUAACAUCAGCACUUGCCCUCAAGGAGCAUAUCCAGUGGGAACAAUGAAACAACAAAGGAUUCUAAAUGAUGAAAUGAUGCAGUCUACGCAGUCAGUGCAGGAUGCCUCCUUAGACAUGAUGGAGAAUGGGAAAACUGGCCUGGGUCUGGAGAGAGAGGUCAGUUGCCAAAUAUAAACUCCGAAUAACUCAUCCACCUGUAUUGCCUCUGGAAAAGAAACCCAACCCUGAUGGAGAUGGUCCGGAGACUGAACCCAACCUGUGGAUGUGGGUAAAUCCCAAUAUUGUGUACCCUUCCGGCAAGCUGGAGGUCAGAGAUCCUACAAAGAAAGCAGAUGUGACAAGCGAGCCCCCCUGCCCUCAGCCAUCCCUGGAAAAGCAAGAUGCCAGUGGCUCAGAGGGUGCAGGGGUGGACUCGAUGCUGCCCUCCUGCAAGGAACAGUUGCCCCCUCAGAAGUGGAAGUGGCUCGCCUUUCCCCCUGGUGACAGGGAGCUCACAGAAGAGGAGGAGGCUGAGGACCAGGAUGACAGCUCCUCUGUGGCUCUCCUAUCCCCUCUCACAAGGGCCUCCCUCCAGAGUCGGAGGCUGCAGCAAACCAUCAGCCUGGAGGGGAGGCUAUGGUCCCGACCCCCUCUCAAUUACUUCCACCUAAUUGCCCUGGCACUAAGCAACAGUCCCCCCUGUGGCCUCAACGUGCAACAGAUCUACAGUUUCACUCGACAGCACUUCCCUUUCUUCCGGACUGCUCCAGAAGGCUGGAAGAAUACAAUCCGUCACAAUCUCUGUUUUCGAGACAGCUUUCAGAAAGUGCCGGUCAGUAUGCAGGGGGAGGCCAGCCCCCGGCCUCGAUCCUGCCUCUGGAAGUUGACUGAGGAGGGACGCCGCCGCUUUGCGGAGGAGGCCCGCGCCUUGGCUUCCACUCGGCUGGAAAGUAUCCAGCAGUGCAUGAGCCAGCCAGAUGUGAUGCCCUUCCUCUUUGACCUGUAAGAAACAAGAGUCAUCGGCCGUGCCUUAUUAAACUUUCCAACAGCAGCCUCUGCGUGCUUGUGUUUGCGUGCGUGUGCGUGUCUGCGUGGGGGGUGCUCGAGGUGGGCUCAGGACAGGAGUAUAGUUCAGCUCCAAAGGUGGAAUGAGGGCCUCCGGAAGUGUGGGUGGCUCCCACGGCAACAGGGCAGUUGCUAGCGUGCAGUCAUGGGGACGGGUGUGUCUGUGCCUUUCAUUCCUUUUCGGAUCCGGGCCUGACUUCUGUGUUCCCAGCUUACGAAGAUCAGAGGAGAUGCUGGCUCGUAGCUAGCGCCACCACUCGUACACAGUUAGCAUCCACUGAGGGCUGCUGGGGACCCAGCAAGGCUCAGAAGACAGGCCCUUUGAGGACCCGCGGUCAGGAGGAGAGGAAGCCCUGGAGAAGGCCUUCAGUUCAGGGAACUGCGGCCUUCAUUAUGUGUGUGGUGCUAGGGAUUGAGCUUCAGGCAUGCUAAGCAUAGUCCACAACUGAGCUGCAUCUCCAGCCCUGUUUGAUCUUUGUGUGUGUUUUGUUUGUUGGUUG